UCUCUCUCUAUUCGAGCGUGUAGAAUCUCUCUCUCUCUCUUGCUUGCACAGAUUCUCUCUCCACUCGGCAAGCUUCCAAUCGCCGGGCCUUUGAGAAACCCUAGCUCUCUCUUUCUCUCUCUCUCUCUCUCUCUCUGUUCUGCUGCCGCGUUCGGAGCAGCUUCGAGGUUUGCCGUUCGCGCUCCUCCGCCAGUGACCUGCGAUGUCGACUCCUGCGAGGAAGAGGCUGAUGAGGGAUUUUAAGAGGUUGCAACAGGACCCACCGGCAGGCAUUAGUGGGGCGCCCCAAGAUAAUAAUAUUAUGCUUUGGAAUGCGGUGAUAUUUGGUCCUGACGAUACUCCAUGGGAUGGAGGUACGUUCAAGUUGACUCUUCAGUUUUCAGAGGAUUAUCCAAAUAAACCUCCAACAGUGCGCUUUGUUUCUCGAAUGUUUCAUCCAAACAUUUAUGCCGACGGAAGUAUCUGUUUGGAUAUAUUGCAAAACCAGUGGAGUCCUAUAUAUGAUGUUGCAGCAAUACUCACAUCUAUCCAGUCUUUACUGUGUGAUCCCAAUCCGAACUCUCCUGCAAACUCGGAAGCCGCUCGAAUGUUCAGCGAGAACAAGCGUGAAUACAACCGGAGAGUAAGGGAAAUAGUGGAGCAGAGCUGGACUGCCGAUUAAAUUCAAUCCCGGGGCAGCGGUAGAGAGAAGGUCAAGUUUGGGGGUUUUCAUUCGCGGAUUGUAAUCCACAAUCGAAACAAGGGGUGUGUAACUUGUAUCCUGUAGUAAAAAUGCCACACUUCAAUGCUUUGUUAUGUCAAUUGUUUGAAAAAUCAUUUGUUGUGGUGCUAUUGUCUUUCCAAGCUUGGCCAGAAUUUUAACUUUGUAAAAGGUAGAGUUGAACUAUCAGCAGUGUAUUGGUGAAAGUAAUGUAAUAUAUGGGUUUAUUUGAUUGCA
Eucalyptus grandis is the source of this 937-nucleotide messenger RNA. RefSeq names its product ubiquitin-conjugating enzyme E2 2. Gene Ontology annotation, molecular function: ubiquitin conjugating enzyme activity. The record is from RefSeq and is a predicted model, not a curated record. Lineage: Eukaryota; Viridiplantae; Streptophyta; Magnoliopsida; Myrtales; Myrtaceae. Bases 203 to 661 code for a protein of 152 amino acids. The transcript is spliced from 6 exons. Gene Ontology annotation, biological process: proteasome-mediated ubiquitin-dependent protein catabolic process; DNA repair; protein polyubiquitination.